Neohortaea acidophila is the source of this 2034-nucleotide messenger RNA. RefSeq lists its product as uncharacterized. Lineage: Eukaryota; Fungi; Ascomycota; Dothideomycetes; Mycosphaerellales; Teratosphaeriaceae. The transcript is spliced from 3 exons. Bases 1 to 2034 code for a protein of 677 amino acids. The record is from RefSeq and is a predicted model, not a curated record.
AUGAGAUACGAGUAUGGCUACGACGACGACGAGCCGCGGCGCUACCGCAACGUGCAGACCCGUCCUGGACGUGGACCAAACGAGCCGGACUUUGUGCGGGAAGAGACAUACAUCGAGCGCGGCAAGGGCCCCGGUCCCGGCCUUCGUGGCUCCAGUGACCUAGUCUACCGCACGCGGGAAGACAGCACCGAAGACAUUCCACGCGACUUUCCUCCCCCAGGUGGACGUGAUCGCAACUAUCGCCGCUCAACGUACAGGUCGGAGAAGAGCGACUACGAUCGCCGUUCCAAGAGCGCGGGCAGAGGGUACAACUCCGAUGACUAUUCUUCCGAAGACGAGCGUUACACCUCAUACUCUCGCUCUCGUGCUGGCACCAGGCGUCGUCAUGAUCGUGACUACGACUCUGAUUACUCCAACUCUCCUCCACGUAGCACACGAAGUGGGCCCGGUGAGCGACGCAAGUCUGGCCUGGAAGACGUGCUCGGUGGUCUUGGCCUUGGCGGCAUUGCCGGCGCUCUGGCUGGCAAGAAGAAGAACAAAGACCAAGGCGAUGACCGCAGUGUACGCUCCGGCCGCGCUCGCUCCCGCGAUGCUUCCCGCACCUCUCGCCCCCGAAGCCUCGACGACAAGCACAACAGGGAGAAGAAGUGGGCGCAAGCUGCUCAAGCUGCUCUCAUCGCUGGUGCUAUCGAGGCCUUCCGCAACCGCAAAGAACCUGGUCCAUGGAACGGCGAAAAGGGCAAACGCAUUGCCACUGCUGCUUUGGGAGCUGGUGGCAUUGACGGCAUUCUUGACCGCAACCCCAAUGAGAAGACCAAACGUCAUCUUGCUGAAGCAGUCAUCGGCGGUCUUGCCGCCAAUCGCCUCGCCAAUGGUCCCCGCUCCAAGUCUCGUGCUCGUGACCUCAGCCGCGGUCGUAGCAUCUCUCCAGAAAGCUACCCUCGCUCACGCAGCCGCAGCAUCAUCGACCGCUUCCGUGGCCGCUCGCAGUCUCGUCCUCGCAGCGACGCCGGAGCAGCCGGUGGAAGCUAUGGCGCCUGGAAACCACUGGCCGCCGGUGGAGCUCUAGCAGUGGCCGGCAAGGCGGUCUAUGAUCGGGUACGCUCGAAAUCCCGCAACAGAGGCUCACCGUCUAGGGACUCCUCCGCAGAUUCGUAUGUUCCUUCUCGCAACCGCCGUCGCAAUAAACGUCGCUCACCAGCUUCAGAUACGGGCGCUCGGAGUAUGGGCGGAGGCCAAGGUCAGAAUCGAGGCCAAGGUCAGAGUCGAGAAGUCGGGUCUCGCGGUAUUGAGAAUGGCAACAACCAGGGUAAUGCGCAAAAUAACGGCAAUGGCGGCGGUGGUGGCGGGGGAGCUGGUGCGGUGGCCAAGGGUGGAGAUGCUGCUGCCGCCGCGCAAGGUGGUGAGAAGAAGGGAUCUGGCAAUGAGAGUGAGAGUAGUAGUACUACCGACAUGGAGAACAAACGCAAGCAUAUGAAGGGGAAGGAGCUGCUCACGGCUGGACUGGCCACCGUUGCUACCAUUCACGCGGUUCACGGAGUCUAUUCCAGCAUGGCGGCACACGAGAAACGACAUCGACUGGUUGCGGAGGGCGAAAUGUCUCCUCAGGAGGCUCGCAAGAAGCAAACAAAGGCUUGGGUGCAGGAUGCUGCAGCCGUGGGUAUUGCGGCGCUGGGUAUCAAGGGUGCUUUCUCGGAAUGGAAGGAGAUGAACGAGCACAGACGCGAAAUCCACGAAAUCGAAAAGCGAAAGCGCGAGCGCCGCAAGAAACAGCAACAACUCGAACGCCAAAAAGAAGAAGAGCGACAAGAGCGCAUGUUCAAGAUGAUGGAGCAGAACCCGCAAUUCGCCAUGUACGCCAACAUGCAGCAGUCGGGCAUGAUGCCGCAACUGCCCCGGCUGCCGCAGUACAGCAUGCCUUCGCCUCGGGUCCCGAACGCCGGAGGAGGAGGCGGCGGGCAGCAGCAACCUGUCCCUGACCAAAGCGGGAACCCCUAUGCACCUCGAGGCGAUGGAGGGAGAGGCGGAUCUUAG